This is a messenger RNA of Alligator sinensis (Chinese alligator), 1271 nucleotides long. RefSeq names its product MINDY lysine 48 deubiquitinase 4 (gene MINDY4). The record is from RefSeq and is a predicted model, not a curated record. The transcript is spliced from 9 exons. The coding region runs from base 174 to 833 and encodes 219 amino acids. Gene Ontology annotation, molecular function: cysteine-type deubiquitinase activity; K48-linked deubiquitinase activity. Gene Ontology annotation, biological process: protein K48-linked deubiquitination. NCBI's taxonomy places the organism in Eukaryota, Metazoa, Chordata, Crocodylia, Alligatoridae.
ACAGGUGUCUCCAGCCGUCAGAAGUGCAUAGGACCAAAUGCCUCACUGUGGCAAUAGCAGAUAUUUUAUGGCGAGCAGGGGACAACGAAAAAGCAGUGAUUGCACUGCCUUCAGGAAGGCAGCAGUUCACUCCGGUAGGAAAAUACAAAGCAGAUGGAGUCUUAGAAACGCUAAUGGUACAUACCAUCACAAAAUAUGAGGAUCUGACAGUAUUUCUUCAGAAGAAUAUUCAUCAGUUUGAAACUGGUCCAUGUGGAUGCAUUCUUCUCACACUGUCAGUUAUCUUAUCAAGAUCUAUUCAUCUGGUGCGCAGUGACUUUGAUGUGCCGACAAACCGAAUGAUAGGUAUCCACGGAUACUGCACACAGGAACUUGUGAACUUGCUUGUGACCGGCAAAGCUGUGUCCAAUGUGUUCAACAAUGUGAUAGAGCUGGACUCUGGAAAUGGCAACAUCACCAUAUUAAAAGGCAUCAGUGGACGCAGUGAUAUCGGCUUGCUGUCUCUCUUUGAGCACUAUGAUGUUUGCCAGGUUGGCUGCUACUUGAAGACCCCUAAGUAUCCGAUUUGGUUGGUGUGCAGUGAAAGCCACUUCAGCGUGCUGUUUUGCUUGCAAAAGGACUUACUGGGUGACUGGAGAACAGAACGGCAGUUCGAUCUAUAUUACUAUGAUGGCUUGGCCAAUCAAGAAGAAGAAAUACGGCUAACUGUUGAUACAACUCAGAAUUAUAAUGAAGAUAAAGAAAAUGAUCUUAUUCCUCCCCUUGAGCACUGUAUUAGGACAAAGUGGAAGGGAGCCGUUAUCGACUGGAAUGGUGCUGAGCCCAUCUUAUGACCGAGCUGACCCUGGACUGCAAGCACAGCGCGUUCCUGUUCCCACCAGUAAGGGAGAGAGGGCAGGAGGCCUGCCCAGUUAUACAAUUUACAGCGCGACAGAAUGACAGGCUGCGUGCCGGCCGGCGGGAAGAAAAUCCCAGCGUGCUUCAGAUCGGCCGUCCACAGCAUAAACACCAUCAACACGCGUUCUUUGCCACUGCCUUGUAUGUACAAUGCCUGAAAGCAGGAGCCACCACUGCCAAAUCGUGCGUUAGGAAACAAUCAAUAAAACUGUCAUCAUCUGCUCGAGCUCUGCUUCUGGAUCUCUUCUGUAUCCUGCAAUUGUUUCUACCGAUGCAAUGAAAGAAGCGGCGGCCGCAUUUUUUUUUUGGAUAUUGCCUUUGCCCUUCCUCUCCCCCACUGUCCUGAACCCAGAAAGCCAAGCCAUAAAGGUGCA